Messenger RNA from Morus notabilis, 3887 nucleotides. RefSeq names its product protein SCAR3. NCBI's taxonomy places the organism in Eukaryota, Viridiplantae, Streptophyta, Magnoliopsida, Rosales, Moraceae. Gene Ontology annotation, biological process: actin cytoskeleton organization; positive regulation of Arp2/3 complex-mediated actin nucleation. The transcript is spliced from 9 exons. The record is from RefSeq and is a predicted model, not a curated record. Gene Ontology annotation, cellular component: cytoskeleton. Gene Ontology annotation, molecular function: Arp2/3 complex binding; protein kinase A regulatory subunit binding; actin binding. Bases 160 to 3627 code for a protein of 1155 amino acids.
GCCCUCUCUAAAAGUGCCAAAACUUUCUCUCUCCUUAUUCCCUUCAUUUAUUGUCUCUCAUUUGUUCAUUCAAUUCAUUCGUGCAUAUGUAUAGUGAAGUUUAAUCCUAGAGAGAGAGAGAGAGAGAGAGAGAGAGAGAGAGAGAGAGAGAGAGAGAAGAUGCCUUUGGUGAGGUUCCAGGUGAGAAACGAAUUCGGCCUGGGACAGCAGGAGCUCUACAAUCGCGCCAACAAGGAAGAUCCCAAGGCCGUGCUCGACGGUGUCGCCGUCGCCGGUCUCGUUGGGAUCUUGCGCCAAUUAGGCGAUCUCGCCGAGUUCGCUGCGGAGGUUUUUCAUGGCUUGCAGGAGCAGGUGAUGGCUACAUCUUCUAGAAGCCAUAAACUGAUGGUUCGUGUACAACACAUUGAAUCUGCACUUCCUCCCCUCGAGAAGGUUGUGCUGGCACAAACAAGCCAUAUACAUUUCGCUUACACACCUGGUUCGGAGUGGCAUCCUCGUAUACGGAAUGAAAGAAAUCAUUUCAUCUACAGUGACUUGCCGCAUUUUAUUAUGGAUUCAUAUGAAGAGUGUCGUGGUCCUCCACGUUUGCACUUGCUUGACAAAUUUGAUACUGGCGGGCCAGGAUCUUGUUUAAAGCGAUAUUCAGAUCCAACCUUCUUUAAGAGAGUGUCAGCUACAUCUGAUGAAGCAAAUUCUGAGAAUCUCCAAAGAGAUAGGAAGGCACGAAGAAGCAAGAAAAAACGGUCAUCAAAACAGAAUGGAGAUGUUUCACGUGGGGGAUCAGUGUCCAAUUCUCGCAAUUACAGCAUGCAGUUUAUUCCUCCUAUUAUCAAUGGACAAGGCUCUCCUCCUCAAGCUGCAUCCACAGUUGAUACAGCACUUAAUUACGAAGUUGGAGAUGAUUUAAAUUCUUUUAAUUCAAGAACUGAAUCAGGAUAUAUUGAAUGUGUUUUCCAUCCAAGUUCUUCGGUGCAAGCUGAAGGAGAAAAAUUGAAGGAUUCGCCCUGUUUUAACUUAGCACAGCAUAAUGAUACUUUUGAUUCAGUUUUUCCUGAUGAACAAGUUGGGUUUGUGGAUGAUAAUUUUCCCCGAAGUUCAUUGCAGGAGCAAAUGACCUCAGGUUCAUCAUGUGUUACCUGGGAUGAGAAGGCAGAAAUUAUGGAGUCUAAGAGACAAGACAGUGGUAUGGAUGAAGCUCUGAAUAUACAUCAGGGUGAGUAUGACAUAGGCCCAAAUGGAUUUGGAGAUGGGAACAUUGGAAUUGUUGAUCAAAUGGAAAUGCUUGAUGAUGAAAACAAACAGGAAUCAGUCUCCAGCCAGAACGGAAUUGAUGAAAUCGAUAGUGAACCAGACAAUUAUAUGGACGCCCUUAACACUAUUGAGUCAGAAUCUGAAACUGAUCUUGAUUAUCAGACAAAGCGAGAGGUGGAACGUUUUGCCUCAACUUCCAUUAAUGGAGGAACGGAUAGAAUGAUUGAGCUCACUGUGCAUUCAGAUCAUCAUCCUACAACAUCUGAAUCUCACACUGAUUGCUUCAUUUCUACCAAUACAGAAGUUCUCCCAGACAUACCCGGAUCAGUUUCAUCAGAGAGUUGUGUCCGUGAAGAGAUGCCUGCAUCUGACAUUCCCUCAAACAAAGAGUUACCUUCUUCAGAGAGUUGUGUCCGUGAAGACAUGCCUGCAUCUGACAUUUCCUCAAACAAAGAAUUACCUUCUGAUCUUCCCAACUCAUUUUCCUUGGACACUGAUGCCCUUGAGCAAAUUUCUCGAUCGGGUAGGGAAUUUGCUACAGAUCAUCCUGCAGUUAUCACUAGAAGCGCUGAUAUUCUUGAUGUUUCAAAAUUAGAAUCUGUUAUUGCUGACGCGUCGUCCUCUGCAACCAGAGCCCCCGAUAUACAAGAUCUGUUAGAAGAUAAGAGUCUAAGCACUUUCUGCCAGUCUCAAGAAUCUCCAGCUGGCAUAUCCAGCAAUGGUUCAGUAAGGUUUUGGACUAAUGGUGGUCUUUUAGGACUUGAGCCAUCUAAACCUCCUGAUUUUGCAAUGUCAAGUCCCAUAAGUCCGUACUGCAUUAACCGUGGUCAAACUAUUACAGUUGGUCCAUUAAAUCAGACUUGCAUGCUUAAGGAUGAGAUGCAUGGGGGAAAAUUAAACAUGUCAGCCGAGAAGAUCCCUAAUCAAAACGAUUCUGGUUUGCAGUGCUCCAAAACAGGUCUUGAUGAUGAAGAAGAUGGUAUAUCUUCCAAGAAAAUGUCUCAAGGAUUUUCAGCAAAUUAUUUUGAUUCCAGUCACGGAAACAAUGGUGAUUGUCAUAUUCAAGGAAAUGAUCUCAAAGAAACGAGCAUGCCCAGAACUGGAAAAGUGCUUCUGGAGAAUGAUGAAAAUUCAUCUCUGGUUUUUGGACUCAGCCGUAGGUUACUUUCAAAUGGUUUUGGUAAAAAGGUAUCUGAUGUGGGUGAGGACAAAUUUGAACGAGCCCAUUUGAUGAAUGACAAUUUAUUGGGGCAGAGGAGUGAGCUCCAUAAAGUUGCACAUGAAAAAGUUCCUCAAAAACCCCUCCAAGAGCAGUUUUUACGUCGACCUAUUGUAGGUUCACCUACUGCUUCUCCACCACUUGAACAUAUGAAAAUCUCUUUCCAUCCUGUAGACAGCUUUGAAACUUCCAAACUGAAGCUAAAAUUUUCCGAUGGGACACAAAACAAUGAGAGCACAAGAGACAUGUUUCCCUCAUUUCAAUUGAUCCCAGAACCUGCUGUUCCUCUGCAUGAUUAUGGCUCCGAUUCUGAUGAUGACACCUUUUGUAGAUCAUCUCCAUCCAUUUCAGAUGAUUGUCUUAGCCAUCAUUCAGACUCAAAUUCUGAACAGUGGGAAUGUGGAGAAACUACCGAAGGCAAGGAUCAUGAGGUAUAUGAUGCUUUAUGCGGGAUAUCAUCACUGGAAAUUGUUUCAAGCUCUCUUGAACUUGGUGGAAUGCCCAAUAAUGGCAUCUGCUUUGACGGUGUAAUUAAAAGUGAGAACUUGGGGAUUGAUGCAGAACCUUCUCUCUGCAAUGCUAUACUUGAUCUUCCAAGUUUCGAUGCCAUGAAACCUGCACUUCAGCUAGAUACAAUUGGAGAUUCCAAUCCAAAGCAUGUUGUUGUUUCGACGGAUCCUUCCCCAACACCACCACCUCCUCCUCCCAUGGAAUGGCGGGUUUCAAAACCUCAUUCGGAUGUGGCAGAAGACACACCAAAUGUUGCAUCUGAAAAUUUUAAGAUUGCGCUGAGUGCAAAAUUGUUUGGUUCUACUACCUCCCAGCAACCAGCUCCAGCAAGCCAACAACAAACUAAUGAGGAGGAGCUCACUGUUAAACUAAAAAGCAAGGAGGACCAGCAGAAGUUGAACAGGCAGAAAGACAUAAAUCAUGCUCACAAUGGCAAGGGGACGGAUGAAAGAGAAGACUUCUUACAACAAAUAAGAUCAAAGUCAUUCAAUCUCAGACCUACAGUCACAACAAAAUCAACUACUACACCGGCACCUGGACCCCCUGCCAGCAUCAAAGUCACUGCAAUUUUGGAGAAAGCAAACGCAAUUCGCCAGGCUGUUGGGAGUGACGAUGGCGAAGAUGGUGAUUAUUGGAGCGACACGUAAGAUGCUCAGUUGUGUUAGGUCCGAUUGGGACUAUGUUCUUGUUCCUUUUAAGUUUGCAAAGUCGGGAACUGUGUUAUAUGUAUAUGAAUAACGUAACUUUCUUUGUAAAUUAAGCGUAGGGUUAAUCUUGUCACCUCACUGCAGUCAUUUUGCCCUCCUUUUUUAUUUUUAAGUAGUUAAUUUGUUGUAAAACAUGAGAUAAGAAGUUAGUUGACCAUGAAAGCAGUGAGGCAAUUAUUUACACAAUUUCGUGAAUUCUU